Molecule: messenger RNA, 3001 nt
Organism: Periophthalmus magnuspinnatus
Lineage: Eukaryota; Metazoa; Chordata; Actinopteri; Gobiiformes; Gobiidae
Gene: ankrd6b
Product: ankyrin repeat domain 6b
Exons: 15
Coding region: 246-2351 (701 amino acids)
Molecular function (GO): protein binding
Source: RefSeq, a predicted model, not a curated record
GGCGGCAACUGCGCGGGGCCGCGGGACUGGGAACAGUGUUCACUGUCCGCGACGCGGACACUUCACAGGACCAUAGCACAGGACACAGGACGUGUAUGUUCUCAGAACAUACACGAGCCAGGCCCAGGGGCUCACGCAGAACAAUCUCUCUGGAUGUGGAGCACAGGACCAAGAUCUGCACCUGCCCAGGUCGGAACAGAGCAGCAUGAGUUAGAGCUCCCCCUGCAACCCGUCAGCACACCUUCAUGAGCCCGCAGAAUGAGGUGCACGCCCUCUCUGAGCGCCUCCUCGUAGCCUCUCACAAGGGACAGCUCCAGAAUGUGGUUCACCUCAUCAACAAGGGAGCGGAGGUGGCAGUGACCAGGUUUGGCCGGAGCCCUCUGCACUUGGCAGCUCACAAAGGGCACAUUGAGGUUGUGCACGUUCUGCUUAGAGCUGGCUGUGACCUGGAUAUCCAGGAUGAUGGUGGGCAGACGGCACUGCACCGGGCUGCUGUACAUGGGAACACUGCAGUCAUCAGCGCUCUGCUCCAGGAGGGAUGUGCUCUGGACCGGCAAGACAAGGAUGGAAACACCGCUCUCCAUGAAGUGUCCUGGCAUGGCUUCAGUCAAUCAGUCAAACUGCUGGUCAAGGCUGGAGCUAACGUUCACGCCAAAAACAAGGCAGGGAAUACAGCGCUGCAUUUGGCCUGUCAGAAUGGACACACUCAGAGCGCCAAGGUCCUGCUGCUGGGGGGCUCCCAGCCCGACACACGCAACAAUACAGGGGACACGUGUCUUCAUGUAGCAGCACGUUACAACCACCUGCCCAUUAUGCGUAUACUGCUGGGUGCCUUUUGCUCAGUGUCAUACAAAAAUCUGGCUGGGGACACGCCACUCCAUGUCGCAGCUGCUCUUAAUCACAAGAAAACAGUCAGUCUGCUGUUGGAGGCUGGAGCUGACAGUCGCAUUUGCAACAGUGCGGGCCAUACUGCACUAGACUUGGCCAGAGAGCACAACAACCCCCAGGUGGCGCUUCUCCUCACUAAAGCACCACAGAGCUUUGUCCGUGGCAGGAGUGCCAGGAAGAGAAGAGAGAAACUGAAGGCUGAGGGCCGAGCUCAGUCGGUGCCCAGAGAUGAAAUGCUGCCCUUGAAGGAAAGUGGCUCUGCAGCAGAUGACACGCCUAGCAGCGAGUUGGCAUCUAAAAAGACUGAUGAGAUCAAACAAGCCAACAGCAAACAGACUAAAGACAAGAAAGACCAGGGCAAGCAGUCACUGUCUGACCCCUUGCGACGUAAAGAGGCCAGACACAGCAGCACUCUCCACAGGCGAAAAGGAAAACUACGAGGAGUGUCCCCUCACAAUUCCUUACCUCCUCACAACUACAAGGCCUACCAGCUGUACACUCUAUACCGUGCCAAGGAUGGCAGGGUUAUGCAGGCACCAUUGAGUGGCUGUCGCUGUGAACCUCUCAUCAGCAAACUAGAGAACCAGCUAGAGGCAACCAAAGAGGAGAUGAAAACUGAGGUCCAUGCUGUCCAGGACCUGAUGAACGCAAAGUUAGGCCAGCUGGACUGCAGCAACAAGCACCAGAUACGAGCUCUUGAAAAGCUAACCCUGGAGAGAGUGUGCGCCGAGAGGAGCCAGUGUCUGCAGAGGAUUGACCAAAGGGCCAUUCAGGAGCGUCAGGAGAGUCACAAGCGGCAGGUGUCUCUGGUGAAUGAGCUGAAGGGCUGGUGUCUGUCCAAGCUUCAGAACAUGGACCCCGGCUCCUGUGAGACUGAUGGUCCGAGUGAAGCAGCCGUGCUCACUCUGAUGCCUGACACAACUAGGACUGAGGCCUCCCAGGCUGGAGCUACAGGUACCAGAACUCCAGAGGCAAGAGCAACCUCUGCUAACUACUUUGUGGUCCGUUUGGAUACAUCUGCAGAAGGAGUAGAUGUAGCCUCUGAUCCAGUAGUGCGGCCCAAGCAGCGAACCAUGCUCUCCCCAGACCUGAGGAAGGACAAGGACCAGGCAGGUUCUGAUCUGGACAGCAGCAGAAAGCACCGUGCCAGCAGCCUUGACAGAGCCAAGAGCCGCCGGAAGCACUCCCAGGGCAGGAUUAAGAGUAGAGGAGGUGUGGAGGUGUUCAGGGAGCAACCUGAUCUCUCGCUGAGUCAGGAAAGGGACAGGCAUGCUGUGCAAGUGACUCAGCACUUGUUUGAAACUGUGUCCAUGCAGAUGGAGCGCUGGUAUGAGAGGAAGCUGCAGGAGGCCAGACGGCAGGCUGAGCAGAAGGCUCAGGCUGACCGCGCCACGCUCCUAGACAGAAUCACACACCUGGAGGAUGAGCUGCGAGUGCUCAGAGCGCAGCAGCACUGCAGCUGAUACAGCAUGUGCUAGCCUAGCAUGUAUUAGCCAUGUGCCCAUCAAAGCUGCCAUUCUACUAUGCCUACUAUUCUAGUACUGCCUAGACUCAUAGGUCCCUCUGAGGAGGGUGGAACAAGGCACAGUGGACAAAGAAAUGCCAGCUCUAACAGUUGAAGGACGGCGCUCUCAGAAUCUGGACCAAACAGUAGUGAUUAUGCUCCAGCCCACAACUGAACACAGGUAUAACCUUCAGAAGCAGAGGUGUUUUAAGAUUCAUUUCAGUGUAACAGAUGUAACUAACCUCUGUUGUAAAGUGAUUCAAAACAGUUUGACCAGUGUUUAAUAGAGGGACAAAAUAUAGUUUUAGCGAUGCAAGUAGAAACAAAAGUGAAACAUUAGAUUUUUAGUACAUAUUAAGUUACACUCAUAUUCAGCUAUUUUUAUAACUCAUUUUUGUGUAUUGUGAAGUAUUGAUGACAGUGAAAUUGUUUUGAUAUGAGGUAUUACGUUUUGAUGAAAAGUACAGUAGAAUAAGCUUGAAGUGCAGAGACUAACAGGCUUGCACUGCUGAAGGGUAACUUCCCAUGUUUUUUUUCUUCAAAUUAAUUACAUGAAGCGUGUUUAAUAAACAAUCCGGAAAGCAUUGUUUUUAUUAAAAGAACCUGCUG